This is a messenger RNA of Nestor notabilis (Kea), 694 nucleotides long. Its product is annotated as probable ATP-dependent RNA helicase DDX52. The annotation marks the transcript as partial. The record is from RefSeq and is a predicted model, not a curated record. The transcript is spliced from 7 exons. NCBI's taxonomy places the organism in Eukaryota, Metazoa, Chordata, Aves, Psittaciformes, Psittacidae.
GAACUCGGCAGCAGAGACGGUUGAACAGGAGCUGCUGUUUGUUGGCUCCGAGACAGGAAAACUCACAGCCAUGCGAGAGCUUGUGAAAAAGGGAUUUGCUCCUCCUGUCCUUGUUUUUGUGCAGUCUAUUGAGAGGGCUAAAGAGCUUUUCCAUGAACUUAUUUAUGAAGGCAUCAAUGUGGAUGUCAUCCAUGCAGACAAAACUCAGCAACAGAGAGAUAACGUAGUUCGCAGCUUCAGAGCUGGGAAGAUCUGGGUGCUCAUCUGCUCAGCCUUACUAGCUCGAGGGAUUGACUUCAAAGGAGUAAACAUGGUCAUCAAUUACGAUUUGCCAACAAGUGCAGUGGAAUACAUCCACAGGAUAGGUCGUACUGGACGAGCUGGGCACACAGGAAAAGCAGUCACUUUCUUCACAGAGGACGAUAAACCUUUAUUACGGAGCAUAGCCAAUGUUAUUCAGCGAGCUGGCUGUCCUGUGCCAGACUACAUAAAACACUUCCCCAAACUGCAAAGCAAACAAAAGAAGAAAUUCAUUAAGAAACCAUUGACAAGAGAAUCCAUUUGUACCACCCCUGAGUGCUUCUUGAAAAAGGCCAAAAGAAAAAUGAAAACUGCCAAGGAAAAUUUUAAGGGAAAAAAGAAAGCUAAAGAAGAUAAAAAUGUCAGUAAACUACAGACUGUUUCCAAAAGCUGA